AUUGGCACUGAUAGCUUUGGCGUAGCUUACACACAGACUAUGUUACAGAAAUAAAGCUGCUGCUCUUAGACUUGUCCAAAGCGCGAAAGUUUAAGUUGCAAAAGGCCUGGAAAGACAGAACUUCCACUCGGGUUCAUGGCAUUGUUGACGCGACUUAGCCUCCACAAUCCACAACUUUGUGCAUUGUCCACUAUUGGCCGACGACCAGCUUCACCACUAUCUCGCCAACUUCACGCGUCUUUCUUGACCCGCCAAAUAAUGCCACCCAAAAAUAAAACUGCAGCAAAGCGUAAAGCGGCAUCCGAGUCACAAUCGGAUAAUGAAGCCACACAGUCUACUUCAAAGAAGGCCAAAGUAUCAAAAGACUUGCCAGAGUCCGCCGUUGCCACCAACGGCCAGCCUACUAACAAAGUACUACCUGUCAACAUCAGUUUUCCACCUCGGAUAGCAGGCACAGUUCGCCUGUCAACGUGGAAUAUUUGUUCGCUUGCAUCGGCUUCUAAGAAAGGAUUCAAAUUCUAUGUUGAGGCGGAGGAUCCAGACGUUCUUGUGCUAACAGAGACCAAGGUAAACGAAGUCCCUGUAGACCCAUUCCUGACGUCGCGAUUCCCUCAUUGUACCUGGGCUAUAUCUUCCAAGAAGACAUACUCAGGAACAGCCGUGCUUUCCAAGCACAAGCCUCUAUCUGUAGACACAAAGCUUCCGGGACAUCCAGACCCAAGCAGCGUCAAGGGUCGUAUCAUCACGGUGGAAUUUUCUGGUUGUUAUAUUGUAGCCACAUAUGUGACGAAUGCUGGUCAGGGGCUCAAGACCCUAAAAGAGAAGAACGUAUGGAAUGAGCACUUCACCGCAUAUAUCCAGGAUCUAGACAAGAAGAAACCUGUCAUAUGGAUGGGUGACCUCAAUGUCGCGCCAACUGCAAUAGACUUGGCAAAUGCAAAGUCAAAUUGGAACAAGACACCUGGAUAUACAAAAGAUGAAACCGAAGCGUUUCAAAAUAUUCUCAACCCUCCUGCAUCUGCUGCUGGAGUUGGCAAAUUUGUUGAUGUCUGGAGGCAGAAUCAUCCAGAAGACAAACACUACACAUAUUUCUCGUACCGUUUUAAUUGCCGGACCAAAGGCCUUGGUUGGAGAUUGGAUAUGUUCGUGGUGAGCGAGCGACUAGUGGAAAAGGUCAAGAUGUGCGAGAUCAGAAGUGAGAUCUAUGGCGCAUCAGAUCAUGUGCCAGUGGUGAUGGAAAUAGAGAGCGACGUCGUUACGGGAGGCUAAACUCUGUAGCAUUCGCGAUAUGUGAAUAUCCGCUAUCUUCCGCACGUCGCGGUUUCCUAGUGAAAUACAUAAGACAUAAGGGUGGUGAUAUGGACAAAUCAAGAAUCCGCAUAUUCUCCGAAUCGUACAUGGCCCGUCUCCUGGGCGUGCAUUCUCGCAUCCUUCUCGCCUUUCAAUCCCUUGCCACAGUCCUG
Messenger RNA from Suillus subaureus, 1463 nucleotides. RefSeq names its product Endonuclease/exonuclease/phosphatase. Gene Ontology annotation, cellular component: nucleus. Bases 136 to 1269 code for a protein of 377 amino acids. NCBI's taxonomy places the organism in Eukaryota, Fungi, Basidiomycota, Agaricomycetes, Boletales, Suillaceae. Gene Ontology annotation, molecular function: double-stranded DNA 3'-5' DNA exonuclease activity; phosphoric diester hydrolase activity; DNA-(apurinic or apyrimidinic site) endonuclease activity. Gene Ontology annotation, biological process: base-excision repair. The transcript has 8 exons. The record is from RefSeq and is a predicted model, not a curated record.